This is a messenger RNA of Staurois parvus, 407 nucleotides long. NCBI's taxonomy places the organism in Eukaryota, Metazoa, Chordata, Amphibia, Anura, Ranidae. The record is from the annotation of a GenBank genome assembly.
CAGUAUGACAUGCAGAUGAGUGCCGUCGAUCUUAGAAUCACCGCACACUUCACUCAUUUGGGCAGUCACGGGGCCAAAACCAGAGUGUGGAGCCACAGUGUGGCGGUGGAGGCAGCAGCAAAUGGGAGGCCAUACAGCACCCUAUGACAAAAUGGAACCCACCAGCAGUGUGAGGAGACCUGAAAGUGGCACAUGGCAGAGUGUGGCGAUGGAGACAGCAGCAAUGGGAGGCGGUACAGGGACCCAUGAGACACUGUGGACCUGGCAGCAGCACAUGAGGAGGUGGUACAGGGGCCCAUGGCAGAUUAGGGGCCUGGCAGCAGCAAUGGGAGGCCCGUAAUCUGCCAGCACUCUAUGACAAAAUGGAACCCCAGCAGCAGUGUGAGGAGACCUGAAAGUGGGCACAU